AUGAGAGGAUCGACUUCCCUUGGGCGCAAAAACUCAAGCAAGCCCAGUGUAUUGGCCCGCGCCGAAACGCUGUCUUCCAAACCAACCCUGACCCGUGUACCUUCUAUCCAGACACGAUACAUGGAGAUGCUGUUACACCUAGAUCAAAUUCCUCGGCUAUACAAUAUCCUGGCCAGCCUGUUCACCUGGAUUUUGCUCGCGGGCUUUCUCGUCGUCCCCGGUACCUUUACAACUUUCAAGAAUUCCAAGGCGUUCCAAGAUGCCGACAACGAUGAUGACGCUAACGAGGUUGCUCACGCAAUUGUGCACUCGAUUGCGCAUAUUGGUCUGCUGUGGCUAUCUGGCGCGUUCUGUGUCGUUGGGACUCUGGGAUGCCUCUGGCUGUGGCUUCGUUGGCGCAAGAACUAUGUCUGGCUGAUAAACCGCAUCUUUCUACCAGUCACGCUGAACUCCGUCGCCGGCUUGAUCACAACUCUCGUCAACGUCUAUACUGCCCAGCAUGGUGUAUGGAGUGUGACGGCGAAAAUCACUGCUAUCGUGACAGGAUCCUGCGUUGGGGUGGCAGGGAUUCUUUUCGGGUGCUAUAACUUUUGGGUAUUGCGCAGGAUACAAAAGGCACACGCAAGAGAAACGGGCCUCAAUACUCAGCACGAGGAUGAGACGCUGGUGGAGAAGGACCGAGGAUACCACCUCGAUCCUGAUGUUCGUGUCGGCCUUGAAAUUAACCAUGAUGAAACCCCAUACUGGUUUUCCGACGACAGCAUCACCGAUCGAAGCAUAGCCGCAGAAGAACCAUGCCCAUUACUCGACUACUCUGCCGUUGGCGCAUUAGCAAGACCUUCACCUACGAUAUCUUCCGAGACAGGAGGCGGAAAAGUCAUCUUCAAGAGAAAGGGAACGCGAAGCCUCUCUGAAGCAGACCUCAAUGAAAAUCCCUCGCCUCCACUACCUCCCAUUCUCAUGACCACAAAGGCACGCACAAGCAUCCAGCUCCCCAGUUGCCAUUUGGAGCCUUCAAGGAAUCGAUGUCCGCCAGAAUACCACUCAGACUACCUCAAUGAUGUCAGGAUUCCAAGUCCAUUGCUAUACCACAGCUCACAAUUCGAAUACACUACACCCUCUGACAAUCCUUGGUUGACCUGGAACGUCUCGUCCUUCGAGUUCGCCCAUGGCCAGCAAAAGCCAGAACCUGACUUUACCAGUUACCGGCCCGUCGUGUGUGGUGCUGCUCUGGACGAGCGGACACAUAUGCAACGUAAUGAAAGCUUGGGGUAUGCUGUUUGCACGGCUGCAUCCUCCCGGCACAAAGCAGAAGCAAGUCACGUCUCGGACGGCAGCCAUGAUUCUUCGACUCAUGGCGAUGUUCUUUCGUCAGGCGAUGACCUUGACUCCCAAGAAUUGACGCGGACCAACCAAGGAUAUUCACUCAUCGCGGACGUCGAGAGAAAUGGUCCCGUUACUCCCAUGGGCCUUGACUUUCCAUGGUGUCAUGAUUUUUUCAUGCCAAAGGUCUCGUAUAGCCAAGAAAUAGGUGUGCCACCCGAUGCCGCACCAUCUGAGGACAAUUUAAUCUUUCCCACACUGCCAACUCCGAUCAACCUUGACCACGCGUUGAUUGCUUGUUGCAGCGUCAACAACAUUGUUCACCCAAGCGGAAAUCAAGCUGCCAGAAGUUGGGAGCGAGCAGGCAGAGGGUUGCCAUCAUUUCGAGAUCCAGUUGACACCACUCCGUCCCCGUCCAUUUCGGACGCGGUAGAGGCAGCUGUCCAUGGAGCUUGCAGUGCCAGCGAACCGCAGACCACUCGAGGAUCCUUAGAUAGUAGAGAUGGUACGAUCACCUCGGACGGGCCCUAUCCUGGCGCUGCAAUCAAGGUUGUCAUUCCACCAUGCAUGGACCUGGUUCCGGCACGACUGUACCAGCACCAACUCAUUGCGUGGCCACUGUCAACUGCAGCUGUUGAGGCGAGAAACAGACGCGACAGUGACGUAUCGGCUGUUCUCAGAAUGGCAGACUGGUUGGCAGGAUUGAAUACGCUAGGACCCUAUGUGGGUGGCCAGUUGGGUCUACCUCUUCCCAAGCCACCAGGCAAUGACGCCGGUCUCAAUUCUAGGAGAAAUAUGUCGACUUCUAACGAUACUCUGAGUUCAGUACUUUCUGCCCGGGCUCAGUGCCACGGAGGGUUUGCAGAGGAUGAAGCUGAUUCGGGCUCACCCGAUGAAGGGUACUUCACCUGUAGUGAACGCUAUUCGGAGACCGACUUGCUGGAAGACACACCCACCGAUGAGGAAUGGGUCGAUUGGGAAUGGGAUUUUGAGUCGGAUGAUGUGGAUGAGAGGAUUGGACUAUUUGCCACUGAAUGGGAGGGAGCGAGUAAGGCAGAUGCGGUGUAA
Fonsecaea monophora is the source of this 2391-nucleotide messenger RNA. RefSeq lists its product as hypothetical. Lineage: Eukaryota; Fungi; Ascomycota; Eurotiomycetes; Chaetothyriales; Herpotrichiellaceae. Bases 1 to 2391 code for a protein of 796 amino acids. The transcript has 4 exons. The record is from RefSeq and is a predicted model, not a curated record.